Messenger RNA from Pristis pectinata (smalltooth sawfish), 1384 nucleotides. RefSeq names its product tumor protein p53-inducible protein 11-like. The transcript has 7 exons. Lineage: Eukaryota; Metazoa; Chordata; Chondrichthyes; Rhinopristiformes; Pristidae. The coding region runs from base 185 to 757 and encodes 190 amino acids. The record is from RefSeq and is a predicted model, not a curated record.
CCUGUCUCCUGUGCGGUCUCUCAGUCCCAAACUCUCAUUAUAACCUGAGCAAGACUAGCCUUGCAAACAGGAACGAGAGAUCAUUCCAACACCUUCAAUUAACAACCUUCAGGAGAAUCCAUGAAUCCUGCUCACAAGUAGAAAGGAGAGGCUGGUGCUGGAGAGCAAGGGGGAGAGGGCAAGGAUGUCGGUCAAACAACAUAGCCCGCUGCUAAAGAAACACAGCCAGACUGACCUGGUGAGCAGGCUGAAGAGCCGGAAAAUCCUUGGUGUUGGCGUCAAAGAUAUUGAUGGAGAGUUCCACCGGUCAAAGAUCAGUCAGAUGUUGGGGAAUGAAUUCAAGUUUGCUUUUCAUGAGCCGUUCGGCCUCAGGUACUGGCAGUUCAUCUCUGCAAUUGCGUUCUCUGCUGUUGGAAUUCUGGCCUUGCUGUUUCCCAGAAUGCUGCAUGGCUGGCUAUUCCAGGAAGAGCACAGCUGGUCCUGCAUUGCGACUCUGAGGUUCCACGGCGGCGCAUUACUCAGUAUCUCUCUGAUCUUCUGGAAUGCCUUUUACACAACCGAGAAGGCCAUCAUUCGAUGGACACUCCUGUCGGAGACCUGCUAUUUCACAGUGGAGUUUCUGGUGGCACUGGCUACAAGUAUGGAUCAAGACGUCAUUUCACAGGAUACAGCAGUCUUGCUCUCAGGCUACGGAUUAUUCGGGAUCCUUUCGUUUUUCUAUUACGUACAAGUUGGACGAAAGCCCAAGAAGAUCUGACGUGGCAGCAGGGAGUCUCAUUUCGUAACAAGAAUGAGACACCUCACCCAUUGCAAAUCUAAACUAAGAGGUCUAACCACCCCAUCCCAAGCCAUUGAUAGCAGAUCCCAUUGGGGUGGAGAUUUGAACACUGGAGAUUAGAGUGCUCUCAUUUGGACACGGAGUAAAGAUCAGUCCCAAUCUCAGAGAGGGCCAUCUGUGGUUGGAGACACUUGGCCUUGUGGCCAGUGGUCACCUGAAGCCCAGAGAUGGAACCCAACUUGCCUCGAAAUGGUUGGGGUCACGGCACUGGAAUUUUCCUGCUGCUGCUUUUGUAUCAGGGGCUGGGUGAGAAUUUCCGGGAUCCAGGAAGCUGUCCGUCUGUGGCACAGAGAGGGGGAAAUGGAGGGGGAAGUCCAGGGAACCAGAGGGAGGGAAGAGGAGAAUGAGGUAGGUAAGGGGGAAACUAAGGGGGUAAAAGGGAAAUGGAGGGAGAGUAGGGAAGAGGAGAAACUGAGAGAGAACGAAUACUGAGGGAAGGGAAGAGAAAGGGCAAACUGAUGGGAAAGGGAAGGAAAAAUAAAAGGAGAGGAGAGGAGAGGAGAAGAGAAGAGAAGAGAGGAGAGGAGAGGAGAGGAGAGGAGAGGA